Molecule: messenger RNA, 2804 nt
Organism: Chilo suppressalis (striped riceborer)
Lineage: Eukaryota; Metazoa; Arthropoda; Insecta; Lepidoptera; Crambidae
Source: the annotation of a GenBank genome assembly
AUGGAAGAACUGAAUAAGCUCAUUAAGAGAUUCCCUAAGCCAUCUUCUAUUGCUGCUGUGGUGUCGGAGGAGUCAUCGGUGGUGCCUGAGGUGUCGACAGUCGUAUCUGAAGAUCCAAUUCAAUCUUCCAAGAAAGUCUCCAAUAUUUGCGAUGAGCUGCCGUUCCUCCAGCUGCCCUCCAACGAUACCUUAGACUACUUGUUUCUGAAUUACUGCCCUAUACCUGAGACAUUUAGCUGCUUGCUGGCGAAACUCAGAGCUGCUGAUGCUAAAAAGGUUUACUUCAUCGCGCCGAGAGGGGAGCUGCGGGUUAACAAUUUGGAGGGAUUGAAAAAGACCACUGAACUACAAUUGUUUAAAGCAGCCGAACAAUCCAGCGUUCCAUACGACGUCCUCCGCGUGCUACCGUCUCUCGAAUUGUUCAGACUAACCGGUGCCAAUCUUCACCUCCCAGCUGACGAGUUAUCCGAGUCGGACGAAACUGGCGAUUCGAUCGCCUAUCCUUCGCUGAAGCGCUUCGAGUUAGAAUCAAGUCAGAUAAAGGAAGUGCCUCGUGGUGCUUUCAGAAGACUUAAGGAACUAACAGAACUGUCCUUGGAGGACAAUCAGAUCAGGAAUAUCAAUAACGAGUCAUUUAUCGGAAUGGAGAGCCUCGAGUUCUUGAGUUUAUCUCAGAAUCCCUUCAAGGUUCUACCACCAGGAGUGUUUGCCCACACUCCGCGACUGAAGGUCCUAACUCUCGACGCCACUGGGCUUGAGGAGAUCCCGAACGGUGCCAUCACAGGACUACAAAUGUUGAAGGAGAUCAACAUUGGUACUGGAUACACCAGUGACAUGUUAUCUUUCGGUUCACGCGCUCUGGGUGAUCUUCCGUCCCUUAAGGAAUUAAACAUAAAAGAAAUCAUAAUCAAACGUGUACCAUCAGAUCUCUUACAAGGAGACACCAAACUCCAAGAAUUACUCAUAAUCGGUGCUGGCUUAGAAGAACUGCCCAAACAAUUUUUCAAUGGACUGGUGAAUUUAAAAAUAUUGAAUUUGGACAAGAAUAAUAUUACAGCACUGGACAGCGAUAUCUUCAGACCUUUGAAAGCGCUGCAGCAGCUCUAUUUGAACGGAAACCGGAUAGAAAUGCUGCCAUCGCGGCUGUUCGAGGGUCUCACUAACCUGUUUCGCUUUUCCGCCAAUGAGAACCACAUGAAGGUAAUCGCCCCGGACACGUUCUGGGGCACCGAUCUCCUAUACGAAGUAUCCCUGACGGACAAUGAGCUCACGCUGACCACUGACGAGGAUGAGGAUAUGAAAAGCCGUCUGACCUCCCCGUUCGCGCCGCUGAAGUUUCUGGACACGCUCAGAUUGGGCGGCAACCACUUGCAGCGCGUGUUCGCCGACUGGUUCGAGAUGAAGCCAAGCCUGUUAGACCUGUCCAGGAACAGAUAUACGAAACUCACGAAAGAAGUCAUAUUCAACUUUACUGCUGAUACCAAGUUAUACACCUCUGAGCCAUUAACUAUAUCAGUCAUUCGGCUAGAUGAAAACCCGUUCCGAUGCGACUGCGAGCUGUUCACCUUCAUCCAAAUACUUAAUAAACGUUUUAAUAGCCAACCUAUAUUCGAGAUUGGCAACUCGAAAUGUGCCUCCCCGCCAUCUUUGGAAGGGUACUCGAUCAAAAGUUUGACUCUUGAGCAAUUAUUUUGCCCGUUGAAAGACGCAGAUUGUUCUUCCAACUGUGUUUGCUACUCGCGACCAGCGACUAAGUAUUUAGAUUUAGACUGCAGUGCUGAACCGAUGAAAUAUCCGGAGCCAAGUGAAUUUGGACUUAAAGAAAUGCGUCUAACACUCCACAGUCCUCCAGAGACGUUUGCAAAGUUGCCAGAUUACGUAGUGUUCUUAAAUUUGAGUGGCAUCGGUUUGACAGAGAUUCCAGAAGUGCCGGAAACGGUUAAAGACUUAGAUCUAUCUAACAAUUCGCUUACUCGACCUCCCAUGGAGUUAUUGAAGAAUAUUCGCCUACGUUUGAGCAGUAACCCAUUCCUGUGCGAUUGUAGUCACGUAGAAGAAGUCAUUUUUUUCCAAAGCAACAAAGAUAGGAUAUUAGACUCUGAUAAAGUUACGUGCUUGGAUGGUGAAUCUCCCUGGAAGUCGGAUACAAAGACAUGCUAUGUGAGACAAAUGGCCUUAUUAGGAGGGACUUCAGCAGUCUUAUGCAUUAUAGUAAUUGUAGCUACCGCUUUAGCCUACAAAUACUCAUUGGAAAUCCGCGUAUUCCUAUUCUCUAGAGGAUGGUUCUUAAAACUUGUUCAAGAAGAAGAUUUAGAUCAGAACAUGCAGUACGACGCCUUCGUAUCUUUCUCGCAAAACGACGCACGUUUCGUCGCCGAUGUACUGGUCCCGAAACUGGAAGAGGAGAAUAACCUUCAGCUUUGCGUGCAUUAUCGCGAUUGGCUGAUCGGCGAUAUGAUCCCGGCACAAAUAGCGCGAUCGGUGGAACAGUCUAGGAGGACAAUAGUUAUCCUUUCGAAAAGCUUUCUGGAAUCCUCUUGGGCUCUGUUAGAGUUCCGUGCAGCACAUCUAAGGUCUCAGCGGGAAAGAAGAGCGAGAGUUCUAGUCGUAGUCCUCGAAGAUAUGUGUGAAGAUGAUAUGGAUGCUGAGUUGCGUGCGUAUCUCUCUACAAACACGUACUUGCGUUGGGGUGAUCCGUGGUUUUGGAAGAAGCUGCUAUACGCACUGCCUCAUCGAAGGUCGUAGGUUAUGGUGGAUAAGCUCAAGGUGGGAGGGCUACAGACGAGACUUACCGCCGAUGGAAU